Dibothriocephalus latus is the source of this 354-nucleotide messenger RNA. The record is from the annotation of a GenBank genome assembly. NCBI's taxonomy places the organism in Eukaryota, Metazoa, Platyhelminthes, Cestoda, Diphyllobothriidea, Diphyllobothriidae.
GCCCUCUACAAAGCCCUGUCCACGGAGUAUCCCAAACUCGUCAACAGUUAUGGUGAAUAUCGCAGCGAGAUGCUGCGUGUUCGACGACGCCUGGAAAGACCGUUCUCCGACACGGCUUCCUCUUCAGCUUCCGUUUCCUCAAUAUACAGUCUAAACGAUCCAACCAGCUGUCCUACCACCGAUACAGCAGUAAAUGUGGAAUCGACUCUACCGCUCAUAGACACCAUAUUUGCCCACAAACCUGGCCUCGGGCACCAGCGAACAGACUCCAACGCCUCCUCAGCCUCUGAGUACGAUCUCGGCAAUGGUGGUGUUCGCUUACGAACCAGUUCCUCCGCCGCCGUAGAGGCAUAG